CCGGAAGCAGCGGCGGUCGGCGGCGCCGGCUCGGAGUGGAGCGUCGGCGGCGAGCGCCCUGGGGUGGGGGAACCCCGCGAUGGAUCCCGACGCGACGGUUCCGCGGCGGAGUUCGUUGCUGCUGCCGGCGCUGCUGCUGGGGCCGCUGCUGUGGUCGGGGCUGGCUCUGGGCACGCUCGCCGUGGACGGCAGCCCCCGCAGGGUCCUGUACGACCUCCUGUCGGAGCAGCAGUUGCUGGAAGUGGAGGACUUGUCUCUGACCCUGCUGCGGGGAGGAAGACUAGGGCCGCAGUCCCUGCCCCCGGACCUGCCGGAUCUGGAUCCCGAGUGCCGGGACCUGCUGCUGGACUUCGCCAACAGCAGCGCAGAGCUGACGGGGUGUCUGGUGCGCGGCGCCCGGCCGGUGCGCCUCUGCCAGACCUGCUACCCCCUCUUCCAACAGGUCGCCAGCAAGAUGGACAACAUCAGCCGAGCCGUGGGGAAUACUUCAGAGAGUCACAGUUGUGCCAGAAGUCUCUUAAUGGCAGAUAGAAUGCAAAUAGUUGUGAUUCUGUCUGAGUUCUUUAAUUCCACAUGGCAGAAGGCAAAUUGUGCAAAUUGUUUAUCGAACAAAAGUGAAGAAUUAUCAAUUAGCACGUUAAACUUCUUCAAUCAAUUUAAUAACACCUUGACCUGCUUUGAGCAUAACCUUCAGGAGAGCAUACACAGUCUUCUGCAGUUAAGAAAUUAUUCAGAAGUAUGCAAAAACUGUCGCAAUGCAUACAAAACUCUGAGUAGUAUGUACAGUGAAAUGCAAAAAAGGAAUGAACAUGAGAAUAAGGCUGAACCUGGAACACAUUUAUGCAUUGAUGUGGAAGAUGCAAUGAACAUUACUCGGAAACUUUGGAGUCGAACUUUCAAUUGUUCGGUCCCUUGCAGCGAUACUGUGCCUGUAAUCGCUGUUUCUGUGUUCAUCCUUUUUCUCCCUGUGGUCUUCUACCUUAGUAGCUUUCUUCAUUCAGAACAAAAGAAACGAAAACUCAUUCUCCCCAAACGUCUCAAGUCCAGUACCAGCUUUGCAAACUUUCAAGAAAAUUUAAACUGAAACCUACAAAAUGGAGAUUUAACAUCAUAUCCCAUGGAUGAAUGGUGAAAGAUACAGCUUGGUCCAAAAGAAGAUAAAGUUCAUAAGAAAUUCAAGGACUUCCGAUUUAUUUUUAAAAAUAAGAAUUUUCGAUUUUUCUUUCCUUUUCCACCCCCUUUUUAAGGUUUUGGGUAUUUUUAAUUUACAGGCAUAGCAGUGUUGUCUAUUUUAAAGUGUAUUUAUUAUAAUAACAAAAGAUGCAAGGACAAUCUUUGUUUUAUUUUGUAGGCAUAUUACUAUUCGAGACUUCUGGUAUCUUAUUAACAAUAUCUCAAGUAGCAAAGUUUUUGAAAACCAACAUUUAAAAAUUAAUCAGUUAUAGCAAAGACUUUGAAAAAGAAAAUAUACUUGCCAAAAAGUAGCAGAUCCAAAGAUUAAUUUACAUUACCAUGGCAGUAUUAUUGUUACAUAUAUAUUAAAUAUGUCAUACGUUACAAAUAAUAAGUAAUUCAUUCUCUAGUUUUCUUAAAGUCAUUUUUGAAACCACUAAUUAUAGACCUCCCUAAUAAUUUUUAAAAGUGGGAAGACCCAUUACAUUUAUCUUUGUAAAAAGAUUUAUGGUAACUGGUUUCUUACUUGACUUUUUUAAUACUAUUUUACACCUUAUUUUUGCCUUUAUUUCAUAAGUAAUUUGAAAUCAUUGGACUGCUUUAUUAUAUUCAGGGCAAGAUGGAUUCUUUUUAUACCAGGGAUUUUGCAUUGUGAAUUACAUUAAGUUAUUUGACAAUUUAUAAUUUAUUACUACUUUAAGUCAAAUGUAGCAUUAUCACACUGUAUUUAAAUUGUGACUUUUUAAUGGAGAUUUUCUUAGAAUAUAUGGGGAUUUUUGGAAGGGAGAUACAGGAGGAGUAAAAAGAAGCUUAAGAUUCAGACAAUAGACAGGGUCCUGAGGGGAUGCUCACAAUAAGACCACUAAAUGGUUUACUAGUAUACUAGGGACAUGAGUCAGAAUGAGCCUUAUAUAGAAAGCAGUUAAGAUGAUGCUUAUUUUUUUCUAAAUUAUUUAAAUCAGAUAAAAAUGAUAUGAUUGUUAUGAAGUCAAAUAUUUCAUUCUCAGAAAACAUUCUAUUUGGAAUGUUUCUAUCUUUUUAAAAAAAGCUUCAUUUCUGAAUUGUUUACAAUUUUUCCCCUCAGGUUUUUAGUGUUAGGUAUUUCAUUUGUUAAUUCCUACUUACUUUCUUGAUGGAAACAGGCUUUGUAUUAAAAUGAGUUUGGUUAAAUGUUACAAGAAUUUUAAUAUCUUCGUGUACUGUAAAAUACUCUGUAGAGAGACAAGAAGGUGUUUUUGUUUUUAAAUGUUUACCAUAUAGGCAGAGUGAAAGAAAAGGCUCAUCCUUGGAUAUGUAACAUAUCCACAAGCUGUAACAGUUUUUCUAGUCUGCUGUGAUCCAUUAAAAAUGUGCUGGGUUUGUUCUGUUGUUACUGUUCCCGCUGCUGAUACUAAUAGCACUAUUAUGAUUUGAAGCAUAUAGUUGAGGGCCAUUGAAAGCAAUCUUUCAUUAAUGCAGAUAAAGCCAGUUUACAUGUGCAAAGGUACAAAAUGGCAGAUUCGAUUCUAUAAGUAGUGACUCUGAGCACUUUUGAAUAUUAUGUAUUUCUAAAAACCAUCGCUUUUGGAAAUGUUUGCUAAUAAGCACUUUAAAAAAGAAAAGGCAGCCUUUACUAUUUUUCUGGUUGAGUCAUUGCUCUUUAGAAGUAGCAUCAGAAAGAGAUGUAUUAAGUAUUAAGUACUAUACUAAAGGGUGUAAAUAUUUCAUUUUUUAGUCAUAUUGAAAAAUUCUUUGCAUAUUCUGAAUUCUUAGACACAGCAUAUGUGUGUACAAGAACAUCUUUAGUUUUUUUUGACACUUUGAAAUAAAGAAAGUAGCUUAUGGAAAUUGCAGUGCCAUAUUUGAUUUUUUAAAAUUCCUUUUUAAAAUUUGAGCUGUAAUUAAACAUCACAUUUCAGUUUUUCAGGUAUUGAGUUUAAAUAUCUACUUUAAAGUACCAUCUGUCUUACAAUUUUGCUGCAAAUAAAAAUGUACUUUUGGA
Molecule: messenger RNA, 3154 nt
Organism: Eptesicus fuscus (big brown bat)
Lineage: Eukaryota; Metazoa; Chordata; Mammalia; Chiroptera; Vespertilionidae
Gene: OSTM1
Product: osteoclastogenesis associated transmembrane protein 1
Exons: 6
Coding region: 80-1084 (334 amino acids)
Biological process (GO): osteoclast differentiation
Cellular component (GO): cytosol
Source: RefSeq, a predicted model, not a curated record